Molecule: messenger RNA, 2777 nt
Organism: Podospora pseudocomata
Lineage: Eukaryota; Fungi; Ascomycota; Sordariomycetes; Sordariales; Podosporaceae
Gene: CRP1
Product: Cruciform DNA binding protein
Exons: 3
Coding region: 1-2349 (782 amino acids)
Source: RefSeq, a predicted model, not a curated record
AUGGGCACUUUCACCUUCAAGUGGCCCCAUGAUGCCGAGGAAGUCUACGUGACAGGCACCUUUGACGACUGGAGCAAGAGCGAGCAGCUUGACCGCGUUGGACAGAUCUUCCAGAAGACCGUAACGCUACCGAAGACCUCGGAAAAGAUUUACUACAAGUUUGUCGUCGACGGAGUUUGGACUACAGACCACACGGCGCCUCAGGAGAAGGAUCACGAAGGCAACGAAAACAACAUUUUAUUACCCAAGCAAAUAAUGGCGGACAAGGUAGAAGAGGCCGGCCCCGCCACGGCCACCAUCAACACAGUCACCCCCGAAUCCACCACCGCUCAAUUGGCCGCUGUCGUCCCCUUGACGGCCGACAAGGAGCCCACAGCUCCCGCGGGGGAGAAGAAGAAGGAGGAGGUUGCUGCUCCGGCUGAGGAGCAGAAGUCCGCCGAGGUUUCGCCUCCCGGCACCUAUCCUGAGACUCCUCUUGCCGAGCUCGACAAGCAGGUCAAGGUUGACCCCCUCCCCGCCGCCAUUGGCGCCGUCAACCCCAUCUCGUUGCCGGCUGGUGAGCCAGUUCCCGGCGCUGCCAGAGUUGAGGCCAUCGACAGCCACGUCACCUUGGACAAGGAGUCGUACGAGAAGUCUGAUCGUAUUCCCGGCAUUGAGACCGAGCUUCCCCCAGUCACCAGCACCAUGAUCCCUGAGUCCAGCCUGCCAAUCGCUGGCGUUAAUGAUGUCACCAUUAACACCGUUGGUCCCGACUCCACCACAGCCACUCUUGCCGCCCAGGCUCCCCUGGAAGGCAAGGUGCCCGAAAUCGUCAAGCACAGCCAAAAAGAGGCCCAUGUUGAGCCUGAGGCCAGCGCCAUCGAGGAGGAGGUGAAGGAGAAGGCUGCCGUCGAGGAGGAGCUUCUUCAGAAGGUUCCCAAGGUCCCUUCCACUUCCGAGGGUACUGCGGGUGUGGGCACCGACAAGUCGGAGAACGACAAGUCAGUGGCUGAGACUGUCGCCGCUGUUGCUGCCACCGCCGGCACUGCUCUCCUCGGUGCUGCCGUCGUUGCUGCCCAGAACGCCGGCGAGGUUGCAACCGAGGUCGCCCACAAGGUCAGCGAUGUUGCUGCUGACUACGCCGCCAAGGCUCCCGAGGUUGCCAGUGAUGUCGCCCAGAAGGCUACCGAGGUUGCUAGCGACGCCGCCCAGAAGGCGAGCGAGGCUGCUGCCAACGUCACUACCCAGGCCACCGAGACUGCCACCGAGGCUACCCAGACGGUGACCGAAGUCGCUACCGAUGCCGCUACCAACCUUCCCGAUUCCGUCAAGGAGGUCCUUCCCGAGUCUGUUCAGCAGACCAUCACCGAGGCCCAGCAACAAGCGGUUGCGGCCAAGCAAGAGGAGAUUGUGGAGAGCCUAGCCCCUGAGGUUCCUGCCCCUGUGAAGGAGUCCUUCAAGGAGGCUCUCGAGAGCCCCGAGGCUGUGGCCAACACUGCUUCUGUGGAGGAGAAGGCUGCUGUAGAGGCUGAGCUUUUGAAGGAGGUGAAGCCCGCAGAUUCCAUUGAGGAGUCUGCCGCCAAGGCCCAGGCGUACAUCAAGGCCGAGGAAGCUAAGGCGGAACAGGAGGCCAAGGCUGCUGCUGCCGCGAAGAUUGAGGAAGAGACCAAGGUUGUCGCCGAUGUUGUUCCUGUUGAGGUCAAGGAGUCUUUGGAGAAGGCUGGCGAGAGCCCAGAGGCUGCUAGCAAUGCUGCUGCGGUUGAGGACAAGAGGGAGGUCGAGGCCGAACUCUUGGAGGAGGUCAAGGCUGUCGAGCCAGAGCCCCUCAAGAUUGAUGCGCCAAAGCCCGUCGAGGAGACCAAGGCUGCCGAUACUGCUGUGGUCGUUGAGCCACCUGCUGCCGCUGAGGAGGUCAAGGCUGUCGACGCUGCCCCGGUUGCCGAGCCAGUUGCUGCUGAGCCUGCGUCCAUCAGGGCUGUUGAGCUCCCCCCAGCUGUUGAAGAGCCCAAAGUUGAGGAAACCAAGGUUGUGGAGCCCAAGGUUGAGGGGCCCAAGGUUGAGGAGCCCAAGGCUGAGGAGACCAAGGCUGAGGAGGCCAAGGUUGCUGCUGAGGGUGAGGCUACCACUUCUGCCGUUCCCGCUACUACCACCGAAGCCACCACCACCACUGCCACCGAGGCCACCGCCGAGGAGGCCAAGCCCGCUACCAAUGGAAGCACACCUGCUGCUGAUGCCGCGGCCACGGAUGCCGCCGUUGCCGAGGCCACGGGUGCUGAUGCCACCCUCACCAAGACCACCACGGCCGACAAGAAGAAGAACAGAGUUAGCGGCUUCUUCGCCAAGCUGAAGCAGAAGUUCUCCGGGCAUUAAACCUCUUUUCAGCAGAGUUGUGUUUUUUGAUUCAGGACUUGGGCGUAUAAAUCAGCUUGUUUUCUAGCUCGGGGCUGCUACUUUCCUAUCUGCCUGUUUUCUCUCUCAUGAUUCCCCCCCUGGUUUGCAAGGUGGAUGUUCCGCACAUAUGUCAUAGGCUGAGGGCAUUCGUUGUUUCAGAAAAGCAUUGGUCGGGAUUGUUAUUAUCCGGAACGAGGUCUUCUGAUGGGGCUCUUUGCCUGUGUUGUGUCGGUGUCAUCGUUGGUGGUGGAGUGUGUGGUGGAUAAAGGAACGAAAGACUCGUCUAUAGUUUGGGGGACUUGAUUCAUAUACAACAAGGUGAAAGAACGGGAUGGGUUAUGUUUUUGUUUUCGAUUGUGGGAGGAAGUUUGAUUGAGUUGUGGUGGGUUGUUUGGGUGAUUCGCGAU